Messenger RNA from Clonostachys rhizophaga, 438 nucleotides. The record is from the annotation of a GenBank genome assembly. NCBI's taxonomy places the organism in Eukaryota, Fungi, Ascomycota, Sordariomycetes, Hypocreales, Bionectriaceae.
AUGGCAGCAGAUCGGGCCGAGCCGCACCAUCCCAAGCUGGCCUCGGGUGGUUUCCGUCCGGCCGAUGCCUUGGAGUAUAAACAGCAGAGCAGUCCUGGGUCUGGCUCUUAUCCUUUGGCUUCUCAUGGAGUGCCGCGGAUUCCUGGCCCCUCUUCGUUCUAUGAUGACCGAAGCUACAGAAGUUCCCUUGGGAACUACUUUGAACUGCCUCUCCGUGCCAGAGAAGCGGCACAGGUCAGCCACCAAGGCCGUGCAAUCUCGAGCUGGCCCAGCCAAACCGGUCUUGGCCGAAUUGGCACUGUUCAAAUGCUGCCCAGCCGCGAUCCAUCUUCCGUUGGAUCUGGUACAGUCCCUGCCAAUUCCGACGCAACUGGAUCAAGCGGCGGCGACGACGACGGCGAGGACCAGGAGGAUCUGACUUCUUGGACCCUCGUCUAA